AUGAGCUUGAUAUCGAGAUCCAAGCCUCUAAGGCUACUAGCCAAAAGGAAUAUAUCGAUGGUGAUGAACCCAGAAGUACAGGCAUCAAACAACACCCAAGAUCAAGUAACACAACACCCAAAAGACAUAAAUGCUUCUAAAAAACUCACCGUUGCACAAUUCGUAAACCAAACAGCCACAAGAAUACCUAGUUUUACCAAGAUACAAAAUAGAACCAGAACUGAGAACCUCAUCACUUUAACUCAAGAACAAAUAGAUCAUGGAUCAGAUAUUAGACCUUACUUACAACAAAAAAAUUAUAAGAAAUUGUUAAAAAUAGCGGAAACCAUGACAUUAUUAAGACAAUAUGAUUCAUUAACAAAAGGUUUGACUCGUGAAGAAGUUUCAUACUUCCUGAAAAUCUUGGUGGAUGGUCAACUUAAAGAAAUAGAAAACCAUAAUCAAGUCAAAUUCGUUGCAUCUACACCAGAAUAUAAAACAAUGAUUCAAAAAUCUAAAGAGAACGCAUAUAUAAUAUCAUUUCUCUAUUUGAAUUUGAUAAAAGAAGGUUUCAAAUUCACUCCCCAUGAGUAUGAGCUUUUUCUUACGCUUGAAUCCAAAAAUUAUAGAACCCAACAAGCUAUUGAAUUGAUACAUCAUAUGGAAACAAAUCAAAUUCCCAGUUCCUUAAAGUUUUGGAAUUUAAAAUUGAGCAUCGUGGGAGAUGCUGAUCCUGGUAAUUGGAACGUUACAAGCCCUUAUUAUACAUUAUCGAAAAGGGGAAAUCAUGGAGGUUUUGAAAGGAAAACUCAAUUUGGGAAUUUAUUACAAGAUUUUUCACAACAAAUAGGUGAUAUGGUGCCCAAUUUAGAAAGUCAUAAAUUGAUUUUGUUGGGUUCUGGUAAACAUAACCUUUUAGACUUGGCUAGACAUCAUAUUAAUGAUUUUUGGGGGAUUUCACCACAAGGUAAAUCAUCAGAAUUGAAUGCAAAAGUUGAACCAAACUCUCCAUUAUACCCAGAUAUAGAAUUACUUGAAGCUUUAAUUGCUACAUUUGGUGUGAAUAAUCAAUUAUUUGAAGCGUUUCAUUACAUUACAGAAUUCCAACGUUAUUAUAACAUGGAUUUAUCUCAUGCUCACCAUUUUUGGAAAUUGUUUAUUAAUUGGACAGAAAUGACAAAUUCUGAAGAACCUGAAGUUGCAGCUGAAAUUUUUGAUUCUGUUUGGUCAUUAAUGGAAUCUAAUAAUGUUACUUUCAACACAGUGCUUUAUCAAAAAAGAGCCCGUCAUUUAGUUGCCUUGAAUAAAUUAGAUGACCUAGUUUCUGACAUGGCAAUAGUUCAAGAUCAAGUCAAAAAGGCUUAUGCAGGUUUGAAACUUAAAAGGGAAGAAAAAUUAUUGAGUAUAUUGUAUCAAGGUUGUUGUACAGUUGUAUUCCACACUAAUGUUGAGGAAGAAUUUGAUUUGAAACAACUUGGUGAAAGAAUUGCGUUAGAUGAAGGUCAUCUAAAAGAUUUACAAGAUUUAUACAAAAAGGAAUUAGAAGUUGCAGAAGCAAGACGUGAUAGAUUUGUCCAACUUCAAAAAGAAUAUGAUGAAGAAGAUGAUGAGAAUUCAUUAUGGUAA
Molecule: messenger RNA, 1605 nt
Organism: Hansenula anomala
Lineage: Eukaryota; Fungi; Ascomycota; Saccharomycetes; Phaffomycetales; Wickerhamomycetaceae
Exons: 1
Coding region: 1-1605 (534 amino acids)
Source: RefSeq, a predicted model, not a curated record